UAUUUGAGUGGAAUUUGAAUUUUCGCGCUGCUCGUUUCGGAGUGAAGCUCACCACCAACAAUAUUAAUUUCAAAUUAAUCGUUUGUUGGAUACAAAAAAAAAAUAUGCCCGAAUCAUCGGAUCAAUCGGAAUUGAUUAAAGAAACAGAAUUACUAUGUUCUAUGUGUGCACAUUUACCGAUCGGUUUGAAUAGACAUCUGAAUAUGAUGGCCUGUUUGAUCACUUAUAAUGCUCGUAAUUCGACCGAUAUUGAUAGUGAAGAAAUAUGGCGCUAUUUUCAUACAAAAUAUCAUCAAGAUCGUUUGAAUGAUUUGCAUAAAAUUCCUUUUCCCAAUGAUGAAAUGGAUUUUGAUCUUUAUGAAUGUGAUGAUUUUAAAGAAUUGAUCGAUAAACGCCGAAAAGAAGAAAAAACCAAAAUCCCGGAAUCACAAUCCGUUAAUAAAGAUGGUCCCGCCAUUGAAGCUAGUGAUGAUAAUACAUUAUCGGGAGCUUCAACACCCGUUAAUACUACACCACAAUUACCAACACGAAAACGAAAAUCAACCACUUCAUCAUCAUCAACAACAGCGGAAAAUUCAGGAACGGCGGACAAAUCUCAAACGAUUACACCUAGCCGUCGUCGUGAUCGAUCGGAUUCGGAAAAAACUGAAACCAAACAUUCACAUCGACAUCGAUCAGAUAAAGAUUCGGAUAAAAUGGAUAAAAAUUCAUCAACAAAUACAUCGACCAAAGAUACACCAUCAUCAUCAUCAUCAACGACAACCAAAAGAGUACGUAGUGUAUCAAAACGGCCUGUACGUAAUAGUCCAGCAAAUGUAACAACCACCAAUAGUUCUACCGCCAAUAAUAAUACCACAACAUCAAAAUCAUCUUCAUCAACACCAUCAUCAUCAUCAUCGAAUAGAAAACAUGAUAAAAAACAUAAAUGAAAAUUAUUAUUUGAACAUCUUAUU
This is a messenger RNA of Dermatophagoides pteronyssinus (European house dust mite), 953 nucleotides long. RefSeq lists its product as uncharacterized. The record is from RefSeq and is a predicted model, not a curated record. NCBI's taxonomy places the organism in Eukaryota, Metazoa, Arthropoda, Arachnida, Sarcoptiformes, Pyroglyphidae.